AUGUUGAGCAGAGCCCUUUUAAUUAGACAAUCUAAGAGGUGCGUGGCGCAACUCUCGCACGUCAAGCCUCCGAAACAGAUCACUAAUGAGCCUGUGAAGCCCUUUUCUAACAAGGAUAUCCUUGACUGGGAUCUUUUGCGUGCUUCGAUCUCCAAGUUUAACAGCGCAUCCUUGGACGUGCCUCUGGUCAUCAAUGGUAAACGUAUCUACCAUAAUGAGGGCAGCCGCCAGUUCUUCCAGCAGACCAAUCCUGCCAAACACUCGCAGGUGCUGGCAAAUGUAACGCAAGCCUCGAAGCAAGACGUACGAGACGCAAUUCAGGCCGCCAAAAGCGCCAAGGAAAAGUGGUACAAAAUGCCCUUUUAUGAUCGCGCGGCCGUGUUCUUGAAAGCAGCAGACCUCAUCUCAACCAAGUACCGCUACGACAUGCUCGCUGCCACUAUGUUGGGCCAAGGUAAGAAUGUUUACCAGGCAGAAAUCGACUGUAUUACUGAAUUGGCCGAUUUCUUCAGAUUUAAUGUCAAGUAUGCUACAGAGCUCUACAAUCAGCAACCUUGCGAAUCCAGCCCCGGUGUAUGGAAUAAGGCGGAGUACAGGCCGUUAGAAGGCUUUGUUUAUGCUGUCACACCCUUUAACUUCACUGCCAUCUCCGGCAAUUUAAUCGGAGCGCCAGCAUUGAUGGGUAACACUGUCGUUUGGAAGCCAUCCCAGGCAGCUUCGCUCUCCAACUUUUUGUUGCUCACUGUGUUGGAGGAAGCAGGUCUCCCCCACGGUGUAGUGAACUUUGUUCCAGGGAACCCUGUUGAUAUCACCAACGAAGUCUUGGCAGACGAAGAGUUCUCAGCGCUGCACUUCACAGGAUCUACUGCUGUGUUCAAGCAACUUUACGGCAAAAUCCAGAGCGGCGUUGUCAACAAUCUUUACAGGGACUACCCUCGGAUUGUUGGUGAAACUGGCGGAAAGAAUUUCCAUCUCGUUCACCCAAGCGCGAGCUUGCCACAUGCUGUGCUAAGCACUUUGAGAGGCGCUUUCGAAUACCAAGGACAGAAGUGUUCUGCUGCAUCCCGUCUAUAUUUGCCCAAGUCUCAAAGUACCGAGUUCCUAGAAAAUCUGGUUGGUACUUUGGAGUCCGUUAAAACAGUCAAUACCUCCGCUUCUAAAAUCAAUGGUGGCGAUUUGCAUGGAUUCGUGGGUCCUGUCAUUCACCAGCAGAGUUUCGAAAAGUUGGCAAAUGCUAUUGAAGAGGCAAAGAAAGAUCCAGAGUUGGAAAUUCUAUGUGGCGGCAAAUACGACAAGAGCAACGGAUGGUUCGUCGAACCCACCAUAAUCAAAACAACCAACCCGCUUCACAAAUUCAUGUCUACCGAGUUUUUCGGCCCAGUGCUGACGGUUUACGAGUACCCUGACUCCGAAUUUAGCCAAAUUUGCGAGACCAUUGACAAGACCACAGCUUAUGGUUUGACAGGAGCCGUGUUUGCGCGUGACAGAGAGGCUAUUAUCCUGGCGGAUGAAAAGCUCAAGUACAGUGCUGGUAACUUCUACAUUAACGACAAAUGCACCGGCGCUGUUGUCGGACAACAGUGGUUCGGCGGUGCUAGAAUGAGCGGCACUGACGACAAAGCCGGUGGCAGCAACAUUCUAAGUCGCUUCGUUAGCAUCAGAAAUGUCAAGGAAAACUUCUAUGAGCUCAACGACUUCAAAUACCCUUCCAACUACGAGUAA
Messenger RNA from Lachancea thermotolerans CBS 6340, 1722 nucleotides. RefSeq names its product 1-pyrroline-5-carboxylate dehydrogenase (gene PUT2). Gene Ontology annotation, molecular function: L-glutamate gamma-semialdehyde dehydrogenase (NAD+) activity. The record is from RefSeq and is a predicted model, not a curated record. The transcript has a single exon. The coding region runs from base 1 to 1722 and encodes 573 amino acids. Gene Ontology annotation, cellular component: mitochondrial matrix. Lineage: Eukaryota; Fungi; Ascomycota; Saccharomycetes; Saccharomycetales; Saccharomycetaceae.